Messenger RNA from Oncorhynchus keta (chum salmon), 2623 nucleotides. RefSeq names its product zona pellucida-like domain-containing protein 1. Gene Ontology annotation, cellular component: cell surface. The record is from RefSeq and is a predicted model, not a curated record. Bases 1 to 1242 code for a protein of 413 amino acids. Lineage: Eukaryota; Metazoa; Chordata; Actinopteri; Salmoniformes; Salmonidae. The transcript has 10 exons.
AUGGAGCACUUAUGUUUGAUCCUCCUGCUGAUGGGUAGGACCACUUCAGUCUUGGCACAGUUUAAUGGAUACAACUGUGAUGCCAACUACCACAGUAGGUUUCCCGCGGAGCGCGACAUCAGUGUGUACUGUGGGGUUCAGACCAUGACCUUGAAGAUUAACUUCUGCCCAGUGCUGUUCUCCGGCUACACAGUUGCAGAUCUGGCGCUCAACGGUCGCCAUGGCGAUACCCACUGCCGGGGCUUCAUCAAUAACAACACGUUCCCCACGGUAGUACUGUUCAGCAUCAGCCUCAGCACACUGGAGGCCUGCGGCAACAGCCUGGUGGUCACAACAUCCUAUGGGGCUAAUGCCUAUAGGAACAUGUCACUGGUGCAGAUUGGGAAUAUCUCAGGGUACAUCGACACUCCAGAUCCGCCAUCCAUCAUCAGCUAUCUGCCCGGCCUGCUGUACAAAUUCAGCUGCAGCUACCCCCUGGAAUACCUGGUCAACAACUCACAGCUGGCAUCAUCAUCUGCUGCAAUAUCAGUGAAGGACAGCAAUGGUACCUUUGUGAGCACAUUGAGUAUGAUCCUUUACAAUGACUCAACCUACAACCAACAACUCUCUAUCCCAAUGGCCGGACUGGCUUUGAAAACCCGAGUGUUUGCUGCAGUGAAAGCCACAAACCUGGACAAACGAUGGAAUAUCUUGAUGGACUACUGUUACACCACUCCCUCAGGGAAUCCCAAUGAUGAACUGCGCUAUGACCUUUUCUUUGGCUGCUAUAAAGACUCACAGACCACUGUUUUUGAGAAUGGGAAGAGUCAAAUGGGUCGUUUCGCCUUCGAAGUGUUCCGUUUCGUCAAACACAGACACCAGAAGAUGUCCACUGUGUUUCUGCACUGUGUCACCAAGCUGUGUCGGGUAGAUGACUGUGUCCUGCUCAUGCCGAUCUGUGGGCGUCGGCGUAGGAGGGACAUAGAGGAUAGCCUGGAGUCUCGGCCGUCGUCUGGGGAUGCCAUCAUCACCGCUGGACCCAUCAUCACCAGGAUUGAUGAAACUCCAACAAAUAACUCACAACUUGCUUCAUCGAGUGGCCCCUCCCUAACGUUGAACCCAGUGACCAGUGCUCUGCUGUCGGGUGUGGUCAUUCUGGGCGUGUUCAGUCUGGGAUUCUUUCUGCUCUCGCUCCGCCUCCUCCGCAGACCCCCCCUCCCUACAGCCACACCAUCAGAAGCAUGGAACCCUGGCUUCAAAUAAACCUUUGGUGUGUGUGUGCUCUCUCUCUCCUUCUCUUUAUCAUUAUCACUCUCAUUCUCCCCCUCACUUUUUUCUCUCUCUCUCUUAUCCAUCUAACUAUAACUAAUACCUACAGUAUGUAUUUGCACGGCAGUUAGAAUAGGCAGGUGCAUAUAAGCUCCCAGUAAAGAUAACUGUGAUCUAAAAGAAUGAUUCUAGAGUAAGAGGAGGAUUAGCCACAAGCAAUAGUUUCACUCUGUAACUACCAAGUAAAUAGAUCAAUACAUAAUAGGAGCAGUUAUUGUAGAGCGGGACCUGUAUUUCCUGAAAUGUAUACUUAGGUACUCUAUCUUUCCUGAACGUGUACUUACUCUCCGUUUCUUACUUACUCUUAUCCGGCAGCUGUAACAGUCACUGUCAUGCCAAACUCUCAGUCACAUACUCACAUGUACAUACACAUAGUUAAGCACAUAUUGAUACUGUAAAUAGUUAAUUCCCUCCUUUGUACAAGGGUACAGUAUAUGUUCAAUAACAAUUUAAUGAAUUGUUUUCCUGUUCUUUAUUUUGAUCUAUUGAUAGACCAGUGUAUUGUUUUUUUUACAGGAAGUGUGUAAUAAAACUGACCCAGGUCAGAAUGUAAGGCUCAUUUCCCAUCUAUUCAAUACCUUAGUGUCUUUUUGUCAUCAAUUGGGGCGGCAGGGUAGCUAGUGGUUAGAGAGUUGGACUAGUAACUGAAAUGUUGCAAGUUCAAAUCCCCCAGCUGACAAGGUACAAAUCUGUCGUUCUGCCCCUGAACAGGCAGUUAACCCACUGUUCCUAGGCCUUCAUUGAAAAUAAGAAUUUGUUCUUAACUGACUUGCCUAGUUAAAUAAAGUUUAUUUAAAAAAAUGUUUUUAAUUGCUUGGCACAGGAUCAGUUACAUUAAAGAAAUGAAGGGUCAUACAAAUAACCCUGACACACAGUGAUGACUGCUACUAUCCUCUACAAAGACCAACACCAAAAUGUUACUUGUUGUAGCUAUUUGAUUUCUAUAACAUACUACCUGUCUUAAGUAUAGUACUAACACAUGAGGAGAAUUGAAGAAGUCAUCAAUUUUAUAUAUAUGAUCAGGAUGAAUAUUUAUAUACCAUAUGUACUUAUUGGUAUUAAUUAUGGCUGAAAUAUUGACUUCCACAUAACUUGAAUAUUUGUGACAUCAAUGCUUAAUUAAAAAAAUAAAAUUUCUUGCUCAAGUCAGGAUUUUUUAUUUGAGAUAAAUUUGUUUUUUCCUCUUUUUAGGGAAUUUGCUAUUUGACCUUCACUGAUGUUAAAAGUUUAAAAAAGAAAGCAAACAAUGUACUGUAAUUGCCUAAAUUCGUAUUAUGUGUUUAAAGUUAUAAUCGUGUUGAAAGGAGUUGCAUGU